Molecule: messenger RNA, 4186 nt
Organism: Hyalella azteca
Lineage: Eukaryota; Metazoa; Arthropoda; Malacostraca; Amphipoda; Hyalellidae
Product: protein broad-minded
Exons: 11
Coding region: 401-4186 (1261 amino acids)
Source: RefSeq, a predicted model, not a curated record
ACAUUUAUUUCUACUCCAUCGCAUGAGUUGAGAAAUAAAGUGCUAAGAUAUAUUGCGAUGAAUUUAGUGGGCGUGGAACAUCUGAGACCAUUCAUUGGAUGGUGAAAGUUGAGAAAUAAAAUGAAAAUUUGAUAUGAUUUUAUUAUAAAAGUACCAAAAGAAAGGAUUUGAAGUUCCUUUGUAAUAAUAAAAGUGUAACAGACUAAAUUUAUGCUAAAAAUGUUCUCGGAAUAGCCUGAGUGUAUACAAAUAUUCAAAAAUUAUAAACAAUAUUUAUAAUUUUUAAGCUAGAAUCGUGUUUAAAUCUUCCGUGAAAUAAUUCUGGUUUAGUAUAAUAAAAAGGAAUGUGAUUAAUGAAAAAAUUAAAAGGAAAAUAGUGUAAACAAUUACCAUUGCCAUCAUGAGCAUUAGGAGUGAGGCCCUGCAGACCGCAGACAUCAGUGACGCCGCCAGCUACGAGAGCGACUCAGACACCUGCUCCGAGGCCACCCUGAGGGGCACCGCGUCCACAGGUAAUGUUUCUCACCGCCAGAGGGAGGGCUGGCAUCGUGACGAACGUCAUUCUGAUGACAGAUUUGCUGGCAGUUUAGAUGAAGGAUUACCAUCCACAGAUCCGAUAUCCACGAAAUUCAAUCCACGAAGUCGUGAUAGCAUAGACACCGAAGAAGCCGGAUGUGUUAAACAUCUAAAAGAUCUCCUAAUACGUCUUUCACCGAUGAUCAGUAUGGCUGGAACCAGCGACAACACCGCAGAGAUGCUCAUGUUUCUCUCGGACACAGAUCCCAAGUUCCACACCCUGCAGCUCGUGAAGGCCAUGAGAGCUGGCGCAAGAACCUCACUCGAGACCACAGUUGAUCGACUUGUUCAUGAAUACCUGGAGACUGCUGGAGAUAAAAUCAAACAGGAGAACCCAGUUGUGACAGUCUUGAAUAACUUAUUUCAAAAUGAUGAAUUUCAAACCUACUUGGAAUCGUUUCAAAACACGCUCUUUAGUUCUUCAGAUUAUUUACAUCAACAUUUCGAAAGAGAAAUGUCAUCCGUGAUGCACGAGUUUUAUUUGGGUUCAAACAGAAAUUGGGAGCACGGUCAAGAGCUCUCAAGCAACGUGUCUUCAUUGAAUUCUUCUUUAAACCAGUCUGGUUUCUUGUUUCUGACAUCGAAACAGUACGACAAUAUUGCGGCCACGCUCGUCCACAAACAGCUCAUGGGCAAGUGGUCGGAGUGUUUGAAUCAGCUUCUUUCGGUGACUCCAGGAGAGCCAGUCCUACAACAAUCAUGGUUUGACCUCAAGAAAGGCCUCAAACAGUGUCUGUUCUUGCCACUAGCCACCGAAAAUUCAGAACAGAACGAUAUUUUCGACAAAGCGCUCAAAAUGCACUCAAAGUUGCUAGCGUCACAGACUCAACUGGCGAUCACUGAAGCAAAUACCAACCUUAUUGAAGCUGCUUCAGAGUUUUGGCUUAGCAAGAAGCUAUCCACUUACCUCACAAGUACUUCAAGCAUGAAACUGGUGCAAUGUUGUCCUCUGAUCCGCAUCAUCAAGUUGCUUCUGUACUUCCAAGCCGACCUGCCAUUGCUUUGGAUUCGCUAUCCACAACAUGUUACUGUUACUCUUAUAGAACGAUGGCUAGAUUUUCUUGCUGAAAAAACGGGAGGAGGAAAGUUUUUAUCCAGCAAAGAUUUAGUUUCUAUUUUGGAUCCAGAAGCCUCAUGGCUGAAGCAGUGGUUACAUCCUCGCUAUGGGAGAACAAAGGUUCUGGCAGCAAUUUCUCGGUCUCCAGUUCUACUAACAGAAGCCCUACAGGUUUGUUUAAACUUCAUCUCGACCGAAAAUAAUCAAAGCCAAGAAAAAACCAACGAAGAGGAGUCUUCAGGUCUUUCGCAAGAAGAAUUUGCGCAGGUGCAAUUUUUGUACAGCGUAUCAAUGAUCUUGGAAUUUGUCAAGUAUGAAGAAGGCCGUCAGUUGUUCCCGAUUGCCAUCACAGCCGAAGGCGAGCCAAUUUCUGUUUCGAUUUUGCUCAAGAUUUUAUUCACUUACGAAGGACGAGGGAAUGACCGGAAUUUAUCUAAUUGCGUCCGGCGGAAACUCAGGGACGUCAGUGCGUCAAGUGAGUUAUUUGUUCGUCAGAUUUGCAAAGCAGGACUGGUUCAUCACUAUGUACAUGAACUCACUACCAAACGGCUGUCAAUGGACAGAGAUGCUCUAAAUAUCCUCAUCAGCACACUGCAGGUCAUUGUUAGCACUGGUAAAGGAAUCAGGUACAUUUUGUUGGGAACCUUUGACAAAACUUCGCUACAUUUAUCGCCUAAUGAAUUCUGCAAUGAAGUUCUGAAUCUGUUUGGAAGACUCCUUGUUGAAGAGCACCAGAUGAGCCUAAACUAUUCCCGAGUGUUCGAGAUGACUACAGCUUUGAUCAACUCGCAAGAAGGACGCUACCUUUACGCCAGCCAUCAAACAUUUAGACAAGCUUUGACUAAUCUAACGAGCUUGUAUCAUAGGAGUCUUUUGGGCCUCUUGGAAGCGGUGGCUGACGGGUCCAUCUCAGUGGAACACCGCCAAAGUCUCCUGCGCCAAACGGCAGCCGCAGCUCUGGCCAAAUCCCACCACUCAGCGUCGAGCGUCCACUCGUGGGAGCCUCCGCCGGCGGUGGACUGGAGGGAGAGGGAUGUCGUGGCCGUGGAUGCACACCACAAUUCGGCGCUGCCAGCCGAAGUAGUCGCCAUCCUCACGGCUACUCCGCAUGGCAUGACGGCGCUGCGCAGCGUCGUGGAGGAAGACAAUUCUUUGCUGUGGCUGCAGCAGCAGCAACAGCAGCAGCUGCCACUGGCGCUCUUCGCUCUUACAGCUCACACAGCAGGCGUGGAGCUGCUGCUGGAGCACGGCGUGCGGUACCUUGCGGGUGCCCUCUUCAGCUGGCAGAAGAUCGACCAGAGAGAAGCAGCGCUCACUCUCGUCGCUGCCGCUGGAAGCGCCCUUGACUCCAGGCUCAUGCUUCAGGACAAGCUCGGUUACAGGGAGGAGCUGAGCCGGCAACUGACGGAGGAGUUCGAGGAAGGCCCUGUGCUGGACGAGAGCUACGUCCUGCGUGCACACCUUCUACAGCGUGCCGCUCAUCUGGGCACAGAGGGCCGCCCUCUCUACGUCCUCCCGCCCCACCGCAACACCAUGCUUGAUGAGUUGCAGGCAUCUGAGAGGGUCGGCGUGCACGGAGGUGCUCGGCGCAACCUGCUGCAGCAGUCCGGACUGUGGCAGUUCCUGCAGAACACACGCGUGUCCCUGCACGACCACGCGUGGCUCAGACACUGCAAGAGGCACUUCCAAGCCGCCCUAGUCUCAUCCGACAACAUAAAGAACAGCCACGUUUUCAACAUACUGGAGUGGGCGCUCGAGGCGCACGGCAGUUUACAGUCCCAAGCUUCGCCGGACGUGAUCAAGUCCCCACACGCGUCCCCGUCCCCAGAGUCUUCACCCAGGCCUACGAAGGUGUUUGUUUUCCCCGACGCCUCCCCAGCACAAGACGUGACAUCGCCCCACCACUCAGCGAUGAAGGAGUCCGUCAUGGCGGCCGCGCUGGAGCUUGCGAGGAGGUACAGCAGCCAGCUGGAGAUGGUGACGCCAGGCAGAUGGUCGUCCGAGAAGCUGCUGCAGCUGGUGACAGCGAUGAGGCACCUGACGGGAGCACAACAGCGCACGGUCGACUGGCUCACCAUCGUCCUCUACAUCCUGGCCGACGCCAACGCAGACAAGGCCAGGGCGUUCCUGACGAGGCUGCCCACGACGCCCGCAGGCCCCGCGUUGUGGCCUCUCCUGGGCUCCUCUGGCCUCGUCGUGAGGCUCGCCAAGUUGCUCCUCUCGCAGCACCAGCCCGCCACCUUCACCGCUCUACAAGUGUACAGCAGCGGGUGCAUCUGGAACAUAACGAAGUCGUGGUUAGACGCGUGCUGGGUGGGCGUGAUGUCGUGGGGUGAGGUGUGCAACUGGGUGGUGGCAGUGGUGCUGCUGGGUGCCGACUACGCCGUCUACAUCACCAUGGCGGUACUCAAACACAGGCUACGACAGCUCUACCGACACCUCAACCAACUGCACACUCCCACUGACAGGCUCUUAUUCCUCCAGACCGAGGCGCUGGACAACUGGCACCUGAGGGAGCACCUGGCCNUAUGCUAUGAGGAACAAUCGCAGUAA